This is a messenger RNA of Microstroma glucosiphilum, 1485 nucleotides long. RefSeq lists its product as hypothetical. The record is from RefSeq and is a predicted model, not a curated record. Bases 81 to 1352 code for a protein of 423 amino acids. NCBI's taxonomy places the organism in Eukaryota, Fungi, Basidiomycota, Exobasidiomycetes, Microstromatales, Microstromataceae. The transcript is spliced from 2 exons.
UGACCUUGCUACUCCCUACUCUCCAGCAGCAACGCCAUCCAUCAUCCCAACCAUCAUCGCACUGCUGAAGUCUGUCUGAGAUGUCGCUCAAAGAGAUCAAGCCAGAAGCUGCGACCAACGCGGUCACUGCGACAACAUCAGCCCAGGCGGCUAAUUCGUCAGCCCCGUCCAGAGUCCUCCCUCUUGCAGCCUCGCUCCAAUCCAGCCUCCAUCUCCUCCUUGCCAGACUGGGCAAACUCCUCAAGUAUCAGGCUCUUCUACGAAGCAAAAUUUGCAAUGGUACCGCAACGCCUCAGCAGCUCGGUCUGCUUCCGGGGUGGUCAGAUCUAACCUCUGCAGCUCAGAAGUGGCAGAGGGAUGUAGAGGCGCUGAACAGAUGGGUGAGCGAAGCCCAAGAUGCUCUCCUCAUUGAGCUCUCCCGAGCCAAGAAGCGCGAAGCUCUCCAAGCAGAGGAAGACGCCAAGCGUGCAGAGGUAGAAGCGGCCGAGAAGGCCAAGCGAGAUGCAGAGGAGGAGGCUCAAAGGCUCAAGAAAGCCGCUGAAGAUGAAGCUGCUGCUGCAAGGAAGGCUGCAGAGACGACUGCUGAGGAGGAGAGUGCAAAGGCGGCCGGAGCGAAGAAGGAUGCGACUUCUGCUGGAGGAGCGGGAGUGAUCGAUCUCACGGACGAUGACGAUGUCAAGCCAAUGUCUGCUUCGAAUGCCAGCACUGCUGGUAAGCACUCGAGGGAUGAAGAUUCUGCCAGUGCUCAGGACGAUAGCCUCGAUGCAAAGCGACAAAAGACCGGCGGCACAAGCUCUGGCACGGAUGGACCUCCCGCAACAGCAACAACAGCCGGCGUCCCAACUCCCGACCCAGCUACCCUCCUCGCAGCCCUCACCUCCCAAAACUCCGACUCCUCUACCCAGAACAAGAAUGGUUCAGGCGACUUUGACUUUUCGUCAAUGGGCAACAUGUCCGAUUUGUUCAAGAUGGACGAUCUCACCAACUUCAUGGGCCAAAAUCAAACCCAAGAUCAAGGCCAAGCCUCGGGAUCGGGAUCGGACCAAGUGCAGACCUCGGGUGGAAAUGCCACCGGUGACUACGACGGCGGAUUUGGAGCGGCGCAAAAUGGCGAGCAGGGUGACAGUACUAAGCUAGACGAAUUUAGCGGAACGGGUGGAGACGACAUGGACUUCAAAUUUGACCCCAACGGAUUCAGCAUGGACGGCAUGGGCGGUAGUGGGGGUAUGGAUCAAUUCGGCAGUGGAGGCGAGGGUGCAGGAGAUAUGGGAGGCAUAGACUUCAAUGCUGCUCUGGAAGGAGUGGACUGGGGCAGUCUGAUGGAUAUGAUUGGCAAUCAGGGCGGCUCGUAACAGAUACAUGUUCGUCCUCUAAACGUCGCUCUCGAUGCUGUGUCCCUAUGCUCGUCUCCCAUCGUUAUGUCAUACCACUUUGCCGCUCUUCAGCCUGCCACUGUUGAACCGUUUCAGUACCUCCUCGAGACCC